This is a messenger RNA of Prorocentrum cordatum, 3029 nucleotides long. The record is from the annotation of a GenBank genome assembly. NCBI's taxonomy places the organism in Eukaryota, Dinophyceae, Prorocentrales, Prorocentraceae.
AUGUUCGCUGGGCUCCCAGCGAUUGCCAUCAUUGCAUUCCUGGACGCAACGCAGCACCUCAAGAGCAUGCAUGUCGUGAAGCAGGCCAAGUUUGCAUGGGCGAAGGUAUUGGCUCAGUAUGACCAUGAUGAAGCGCAGCGCAUGGUGAGCAAAUCUCAUGAUAUUUCUCGGACUGUACUUCGGCUUGCACGGAUUCGGCUGGAUAUUGUGCACAUGGCAUUGUUCAGAUUGUAUCUUGCCAAAGAGCUGGAAAGCUCCAGCAUAUACUUGCUCACGGAUGGCAGCCCGCAGUGGCGAGGCGUGGAGAUGAUGGCUAGCACUAUGGACCUCAUCACGUGUGACAGCCAGAGGUGGACAUGCCUGAGGAUGCUACUCCCUGUAGCCCGCAUCGGGAACCGCCAGCUCGACCUGAUCGGCAAGACGUACGCGAUUCUUUGGAAGAUCACGCUGGUCGUCGGGCCAAGCUACACUUCGCUUCGGAGUUUUCUGGCCAAGGUUGUGUCUAUCACGUCGGACUUCGGGACAGAAAGGCUAUUGUGCACAACGCCAGAUGUUCUGAUAGAUUUCUGCGGUCUUGUCGGUAUACGUGUUCCGCCACGGGUUCGACGUCAUAGGCAAUUGUUCCCUGUCGCACUCGUGGCUCCUGGGUGGAUGCACAUCAUUGAUACAGUUAUCAAGCGUUCGCUAUGCAGUUUACCUUGGUUCCCGACGUGGUUAGGUGGCUUGAAGGCGUGUUUGCAGUUCUUGCGGUACUAUUCGGAUGAUGUGGUGAAGGCUAUUCGGCAAACGCAUCCCUCGGUAGCUCAGCUGGUUGCCAAGAUAUCGAUACCAUACUUUGCAGAGUGGCGAUGGGGCACGUUGCACAAGGCAUGCAAGGCGAUGUCAAUGCUGCUCGACAUAUGCCGUCGGCUGUGGUCUUCAUUUGAUUUCGUUGCGAAGACCAGGGAUACGGCAUUGCUGAAGAAGGUGGGAGCAUCCCUUCUCAGCCAUCGUUGGGCAGUACAUUUCAAGUUCGUAGAGUGGCACGCCGACUGGCUUUCAUCUUUGCAGUCGUGGGGAGGCUCAUGCGCGUGCCACCAGCAGGAGUACAGGAAUGGACGGACAGUUUCUUGCAUGAUGAAGGGCCGUUUGAUAACAUAUGCAUGGGACCACGCGAGUACAGUAUUCAAUGACGCCGUCACGGAGAUCUGCAGCUGGUCAUUGCAUGAUUUCGGCGAGGAUGCCUCUUUGCAGUCGUCCUGCAUCGGUGCUGUGCAGUACUGCAGAUCAUUGGGCAUGAGGAAGCUGCAGUUCUUGGAUCACAUCCCGUACCUGCUUUCGAGGUUGGGCGAGCCUGGGAUAGUUGGCAGAGUCUUAGCGCAAUACCGAGAAGUCCCCAAAGAUCAGCACCACACAGUGACCUUGAGGUUUUUGGGCGACGACUCGCCCUUCAAGAGCUCGAUUGUGCAACUGCCUGAGGCCGGCGGGGAACUACCUGACGGGCUCCGUCAAGCGGCGCAGCAGCUCGUCGACAUCCCGUUCGACGACCACAUCGCCGAGGGGCCACAUGCAAAGGCGAAGCGUGUCUUGGGGAAUUCACGAUGCACCAAGUUCCCGUUCGUGGCGUCAUCACUUCGGCUGGCUCGCAACCUCAGCACGGUGCAGGAGUUGGUCACCGCAACAGGGGCAAGCAUCCAGCAUGUAUGGAAUGCGUGGUCUUCGGUGGUGAACGUGAAGAGGCCGACGAAGCCGAUCAAUAUGAAACGAGAACAAGUGCAUAAGCGAGUCUACGGGCUCAACUCCCACAGGCUUCUGGGUCAUCAUCGACCUGGCGACGAUCCGCAUGACGCCGACGAUGCAUUCGACGAGCCUGAUGACCCUCGCGGCGGAGACCCUGGAGAUGCGGCUAUUGCGGCGCACAGUGGGGCCCAUGCAGAGGGCAAUCAGUUCCGAGGGUUGACAGAGACGCAGAAGCUAAUGGCGGAGUUCCUCGGAGGCGUGCUGCAGCAGUACGAUUAUUUCUCAGUCCCCAGUGGGCCAGGCGAGGAUGUACCUCUCCACGUGUAUCAGGUCAUUGCGAAGCAGACGAAAGACAUCCUCGUGGAGACAACUGGCACGGCCCCUACAGAUACCACGACUUGGUUGCUCCAUCCAAUGGGCAUCUUCGUCGACCCGACUUCCAAGACCGACGACGACGGGCGCGUAGACGUGUUCGCGGUGGCAACGGUCUCAGUGUACUCCACCAUCUUUGCGGUUUUCGGCGACGACGUGAACAAUCGCAGCCAGAUCUGCAGGUGGCAGGCGCGCGCCCCGCGGGUCGACGGCUGCAUCGGCUUAUGCGACAAGAAGAUACCCGUGCUGUGCUUGAUGGACGCCCUCGUGGCCGAGGGAUUCAGGUCCAGCGAUGCUCUGUGCUUCCAUGCCAAGGGCUCGGUCGCGAAGUUCGACGGCCGCAGGUUGAGCUCCAAGAGGUUUUACUUCCAGUGCCUCCUGGCCCGCCGAUCCAUCUUUCUGCGCGGUCAGAAGCGCUUCAGGAGCGACCAGCCGCAGGUGCACUACAAGUGGCUGCUGCGGGCUGGGGGGCCCAUCCCAGAGCAGGCCACUGCGCGAGAGUGCAACGAGAAGCUGGUGGAGUUCGAGGCAGCUGGCGAUGACUACAUUGUCGACGCAACGCUGAUGGCGGUGCCGUCAGAGCCUGUCCCAGGAGGCGCGCCCGCGGCCAUCGUCAACAUCGACGGCGACGAUGGCGAUGAGGAGCCGCCUGCAGAUCCGCCACCGCCGAUCGCUGCUGCAGCUCCUCCUGAGGUUCACGGAGAUGGGGAAGACGGAGGCUACGUGGUGCCCGACUUCAUCCUCGGGCAGCCCAUCUCGCUGGAGGUCCACUGGCGCGGUGGCCGCGGCAUUCGGGUGCAGUGCCCGACCCACCACGGCUGCAACAAGUACAGGUCGUUGGCCAUCGACGCGGCGGUGUUCGGGCCAGCGGCGGCCAAGCACUACCUGUCGACGUGGCUGGCUGCCGCGCCGACGAUGGGGGCCGCCGAGCACCGCGC